Megachile rotundata (alfalfa leafcutting bee) is the source of this 2474-nucleotide messenger RNA. RefSeq names its product Death regulator Nedd2-like caspase (gene Dronc). NCBI's taxonomy places the organism in Eukaryota, Metazoa, Arthropoda, Insecta, Hymenoptera, Megachilidae. Gene Ontology annotation, molecular function: cysteine-type endopeptidase activity. Gene Ontology annotation, biological process: proteolysis; regulation of apoptotic process. The record is from RefSeq and is a predicted model, not a curated record.
CAAAGUUAGAAAAGUGGUUUUACGAUAAGUUCGCAGCUUUGUAUUUGAAAAUUAAAACAAGUACGUUUCACGAUUCGUAAAACACUAUAGUCAUCUAGCGGCAGAAUGUCAGCACCGAUAAACAAUAGUUUUCCUUUCAUUUCUACGAAACUGUGGUGUUGAGUAAUAUAAUUUGUAAAACAUACAAAUUAAAUGGACAUUAUUUAAACCGAAACAAUUGUGUAAGAUAUUUAUUCUAUCGAGAGGCAUGGAUAUUUUUCGUCGUUGUUUAAUAUGAAUCAGAAACAUCGAGACACCAUAGAUUUAUAUUGCCAAGAUAUUGUACCUAGAAUUAACGCGAUUAAACUAUGGCCAAAAUUACUAGAAAACAAAGUUUUCAACAGAGACGACGUAAAUAUUCCGCGAUGGGAGGAAAAUCUCAUGGACAAAGCUACUAUACGAGACAUAUACUUAACGAUCAAAACGCGAGGACCGUUAGCUUUCGAUCGUUUCCUAACCAGUUUGAAACAAAGUGAUCAUGAGAAUUUGGCAAAUAUUCUAGAAGGAAAAAUCACGCUUCGGAGCGAAGAUAUAGAAAGGAACGUAAAUCAAGGUGAUGACGUAAAUGUUAACGACGUAGACGAUACGAAUUUAACUUCGACCAUAGAAUGGGUACAAGAUGGUUUUUACAACAAUAUGCAACUGUCGGAAGUACCGCUACGCAUACAAGUACAACGAGCUACUAAAUUUUUAGACGGACCUGUGUAUGAAAAUGUUCAUAGAUAUCCAAUGCGAAGUAAACCUCGUGGAUUAGUUUUAAUAAUUACCAAUAUUCGUUUCGAGCAUCCGGAUUAUGAACCUAGAUGUUCGGCAGCUCAUGAUCGAAUGAAUCUGGAAGAGUUGUUCGAACAAAUGGGUUUUCAAGUUAUUUCUCAUUGUAAUCUUACAGGAGAGGGACUAUUAGAGAAGAUAAAACAAUUUUCCCAACUUAAAGAACUACGAAAGGUCGACUCUUGCUUUAUUAUCAUUAGUAGUCACGGUAACGUAAAUACAGAAUACGAAGUUACAGAAAUACACGGCGUCGAUUAUAAUCCUGAUAGUAAGAAACAUAAUUAUAAAACUGUAUUGUGUACGGAUAUUUUGAAUAAUUUUACCGUGGAAGCUUGCCCUCAUCUUGCGGAGAAACCAAAAAUUUUUAUCUUUCAAUUAUGUAGAGGUGACAAGAAGCAAAAAUUAGUGAAAAAACCCAGACAUACUACGGAUACGUGUAACAUUCGUCCAUCCGACGAAAUGAUGAAUCUUAAAAUUAAUGGUAAAGGAACAAUGCGAAACAAUGCGGACAUGUUAAUUGUACACGCUACGCUUCCGGGACAUGUGGCUUUUCGAGAUAAAAUAACUGGCAGUUGGUUCAUUCAAAUUUUAUGCGAAGUAUUUAUGAACCAUGCUCAUAAAACUCAUCUUGAAGAUUUGCUGCACAUGGUUGAUGAAAGAUUACGAAUACAAAGAACGACCAAAGAGGAGUGUCAAACGCUAAUGGUAACAUCGAUAGGAUUUAAUAAACAUUGUUACCUCAAUCCAGGUCUUUUCGAAGAUACGUAAUAGAAUUAAUUGUUAUUAGUAAAGUGCAUUUAAUCUAUUUUUGUAUUCGUCUGUUACACGAAUCGUCGGUGAAUUUCAUUCAUCGAAUAAAUUUCAAUCGUUUUAUACUUAUCAUUACGUUUUAUUGAAUGAAUAUAUAUAUAUAUAUAUGAAUUUGUACGUUAUCUACUUAUGAUUCUUUACUCUGCACCAAUUUUUUUCGAAGAAAAAUAAUGAGAAAAUUUACACGGUCACGUGUAUUCCGAUAAUAUCGAAACAAAUUUUAAUGCAAACUAUCGUUUCAAUCUUUAUAGGACGUUAUAUUUUUAAGUUUCAAAUAAUAACGUUGAUUAAUAGUAACACUGAAUUAACUUACAGUCGCGUUUGCAUUUAUUAAGAUUGUUACUCUUAUUACGCUUAUCUUUAUCUUAACGUUGUUAAGGAAGAUAAAACGAAUAAUGGAUUAAUAUUCUUAAACGUAUUCUUAAUACAGUCAUUUUGUUUCAGAUUAAAAUAAAAGGCAAAUUUUCGAAAAAGAGUAAAAUCGUGUAAGCGUUUCGUAUCGUAUAUCGUCUCUAAGAGUGAAAAGGGUGUUUUAAGUUAAUACUAUCUACGUAAAAUAUUUGUCGCAUCUUGAUUUAUCUUCUAAUGACCUUACAGCGAUAAAUUACAGAUUAUGUGCUUAAUUAUAUUUUAGAUUUAAUUGGAUGAAAGAAUAAAUGUCCCACCGAUUUCGUAUCUACUUUCUAGAAGUUCGACAUAUCGCGUAAUUGAACGACUGAAUUUAUAUACAAAAACAAAACGGAAACAUUACUGGAAAUUGAUCUUACGAAAGUUAAGAAAAUUUUCGAUCGAGAAUCUUAGAUUUAUUUGAAUAAUUAGAAUAUUACGAUUCGAAGUUAACUUAAUCGGAAGGG